GCGGUCGGACACCCAGCGCGCGCUCACGUUCGAAAUUCGAACGCCGCGCUUCCGAAUUCGAAAACCGUAUUGCGAGCUUUUAUUCAGACGUGACGCUACGUAAGAGAUAAAAAUUGUCGAUAUUGGACAGAAAAAAAUGGAUACUACAUAGUUGGUUUUGAGUGGACGGUGCGAAAAUGUAUUCAAAAGUGAAACUGAAAUAAUCGAACAGUGUACAAUGGCGUCCAAAAGGCUCGUUAUCGCUUGGGCGGUCUGGCUCGCGUUGCCCCUGGCAACGGGCCAUCUCAACGUGCUUAUCAGCCAGGCAGAAGUUAUGAAAUUGUUAGGUUUAGACGCGGAACUGUACUACGUGCGAGAGGGGGUGGUGAACACCUAUGCCACUGGCUUCAUAGUUCCCGUGCCGGCUCACAUCGCUGACUUGGAGUUCAUGUGGCAAGCGCUUGGCAGGAGACCGUUGCCGUACGUGAUGGGUAUAGACUACGAGAGCAGAGGCGCCAUGCUGCCGCCGCAAGUCAAUAUCUCCGAGCGGGGCUACGUGCCUACGACGCUACAGACCUUUAGAGUUCGGCUACCGUGUACGGGUUCAAGAAGUGCAGAAAUAUUGGUGACCAUGCAGUUGAACAUUUCGGCACCUGAUCGUAUGCAUAAGGACGUACGGUUGACUUUCAAAAGAAACAAGAUUUGCUUGAAAGGCCUAUCAACAAUAGUAACGCACAACGAAACAGCAAGACUAGCAGGCGAUGCCAACAGAAGCUCAGGCGGUGUGCUAUUCGCCGCUGGAGGCUGUGCUGCAGCAGCUUUGGCUCUGCUGGCAGGAGCCGCUGCAGCUGGGACUCUGUACAAGCGAGGAAACAAGGCUCGCCACCAUGAUUCCAUACAUACAUCGUAUACUACCGCGGCAUAUGGUAGCCAUCAGAACGUGCUGUUACGGCUAGACACGCUUGGCAGGCCGCCCAGCUCCACGGGCUCCUACGCAACCAUAGCCAGUCUGCACAAGUUUCCUUUCGGAAGUCGAAGAUCGCCGUCCCCGUACGCUACGACUCACAUCGGCGAGCACAUCUAUGCCAAGCCAGAGUCAAGGGUUUCCUACUACGCAGCUUCCAAUCUCACACAUGUUUCACAGCAAACAGUGACCAAAGAUCGGAUAACGGAUCCAGCGGAACAGCUCCGUUACCUCACGACACCAAGGUCAAACAUUCGCCUUGAGAUUCUGGUCCAUGAAGGUACCUUCGGGAGAGUCUACAAAGGCGUGUUUAAACGAGGCGACACCUAUGAAGAGGUUUUAGUUAAGACUGUUUCAGAAGCAGCAUCAGCAUUGCAAGCAGCGCUACUAGUGGCUGAAGGACUUCGACUUUGCGGUUUGGUUCAUGGAAAUGUUCUUGCACCGAUGGCGGCUUGUGCAGAAGAAGCAAGGAAACCUUUCAUAGUUUAUUGCUGUGUUUCACAUUCUUCUAAUCUUAAGAGGUUCCUAACAUCAUGUCGGCUGGGCCAUCAAGCGGCACCGGCCACCAGAGAAUUGGUAGAUUUAGGAGCACAAGUCGCCUGUGGCCUGGCGUACUUACACGUACAACGGCUUGUACAUGCGGACAUUGCAGCCAGAAAUUGCAUAGUGGACGAGAAAUUAAGACUGAAAGUGGCAGACAACGGGUUGUCAAGGGAUCUGUUUCCUGACGACUACCAUUGUCUCGGAGAUAAUGAGAAUAGGCCAGUCAAGUGGAUGGCUCCAGAAUCCCUGCUUCAGAAUCAGUAUACCACCGCGUCAGAUGUGUGGUCGUUAGGAAUAACGCUAUGGGAACUAGCAACACUAGGAGCAUCGCCUUUAGCAGAAUUAGAUGCAGCAGAUGUUGGAGCAUUCCUCAACGGAGGGUACAGACCCUCUCAACCUCACAACUGUCCUGAUGAACUGUAUGGUCUGAUGUCGUGGUGUUGGACAACAUCGCCAUCAGUACGGCCGACUGCUCCACAACUUUUAGCAGCUCUUCACGAUUUUAGACAAACGCUCAGUACAUAUAUUUAAUACUCAGAAUCUUUAAAAGUUAAUGAAUUCCCUUUUAUCUUUACACUUUGUGAACUCUCUGUAUCAAGACUUUCAAAAUUUUAUAAGUACAAAUAUCCAUCUUAAUAUUAUAAUCUUAAAAUUGUAUUAAGAUUAAGCAGGCAAGAUCAGAUUUUAAGAUAAUCUUCUUAACACAGGCCAAUAUCUUCUAUUUGCUUUCCUAGUUUUCAUUCUUCUUAUUUCAGAAGAUACCAAUGUGCCUACCAUAUUAUUUUAAAUCAAAUCAAAGCAAUUUUAUUAUAUUUGGUGAUGGUAA
Maniola jurtina (meadow brown) is the source of this 2312-nucleotide messenger RNA. RefSeq names its product tyrosine-protein kinase Dnt (gene Drl-2). Gene Ontology annotation, molecular function: protein kinase activity; ATP binding. Gene Ontology annotation, cellular component: signaling receptor complex. Bases 218 to 2017 code for a protein of 599 amino acids. NCBI's taxonomy places the organism in Eukaryota, Metazoa, Arthropoda, Insecta, Lepidoptera, Nymphalidae. The transcript has 14 exons. Gene Ontology annotation, biological process: cell surface receptor protein tyrosine kinase signaling pathway; positive regulation of kinase activity; protein phosphorylation. The record is from RefSeq and is a predicted model, not a curated record.